This is a messenger RNA of Solanum dulcamara, 3738 nucleotides long. RefSeq names its product TNF receptor-associated factor homolog 1a-like. Gene Ontology annotation, molecular function: protein binding. The transcript is spliced from 13 exons. The coding region runs from base 120 to 3530 and encodes 1136 amino acids. Lineage: Eukaryota; Viridiplantae; Streptophyta; Magnoliopsida; Solanales; Solanaceae. The record is from RefSeq and is a predicted model, not a curated record.
GCCUCUGUCCUGCUGCUUCUUCAACCUCUGAAAUCCCUCCUCACUUUCUCCUUAGCUGUCAUUCCGCCAUUGACACACCUCUCGUUUUUUCAAUUCAGGUGAAGUUGGUGGAGUGAGAAAUGGCUUCAAGUGCAAGUGAGGAGGCAGGAAUAGGGAAGUCUCUGGAGGGAGUGUCAAAGGGGCAGCAGCGGUACCAAUCUAGUGAAACGUUGGCGGAAUGGAGGUACUGUGAGCAGGUGGAAAAUAGGACUCCAUCAAUAUCACCUCCAUACUGGGACAGUGAUGACGACGAUGAUGGUGGACCUAAACCGGUUGAGCUAUAUGGAAAAUAUACCUGGAAGAUUGAUAAGUUCUCACAAAUUAACAAGAGAGAACUUCGGAGUAAUGCCUUUGAGGUUGGCGGCUACAAAUGGUACAUUUUGAUUUAUCCUCAGGGAUGUGAUGUCUGCAAUCAUCUCUCUUUGUUUCUUUGUGUGGCUAAUCAUGACAAGCUUCUUCCAGGCUGGGGUCAUUUUGCACAAUUUACUAUAGCUGUGGUUAACAAAGAUCCAAAGAAGUCCAAGUAUUCAGAUACAUUGCAUCGUUUCUGGAAGAAAGAACAUGAUUGGGGAUGGAAAAAAUUUAUGGAACUUUCCAAAGUUGUAGAUGGAUUUAUUGAUUCGGAUACCCUCAUUAUCAAAGCUCAAGUUCAAGUUAUCAGAGAGAGAGCAGAGCGUCCUUUCCAUUGCCUUGACUGCCAGUAUCGGAGAGAACUUGUUAGGGUGUAUUUGACGAACGUUGAGCAAAUUUGCCGCCGUUUUGUGGAAGAGCGACGAGGAAAGCUUGGGAAAUUAAUAGGGGAUAAAGCUAGAUGGUCGAGUUUCUGUGCUUUUUGGCUGGGAAUAGACCAAAACUCUAGACGCCGCAUGUCCAGGGAGAAAUCAGACCGGAUUUUGAAAAUGGUGGUCAAGAACUUCUUCAUAGAAAAAGAGGUUACGUCUACUCUUGUGAUGGAUUCGUUGUACAGUGGGCUUAAAGCUCUGAUAGGCCAGACUAAGGGACAGACAGGUAAAGGGAAACAUUUAGAUGCAGAGGAACAAACAGUGCCUAUUGUUUCCCUGGAGAAAGACAUGUUUGUCUUGGUGGAUGAUGUAUUGCUUUUGCUUGAGAGGGCUGUUUCGGAGCCGUUGCCUCCAAAGGUUGAGAAAGGUCCUCAGAACCGUACAAAGGAUGGAACUUCUGGAGAGGACACAAACAGAGAUCCCAUUCAGCGUGAUGAGAGGCACUUAACUGAACUAGGUCGGCGAACUAUUGAAAUAUUUGUCCUCGCGCAUAUUUUUUGUAAAAUAGAGGCUGCAUAUCAGGAAUCUGUUGCAUUAAAGAGGCAAGAGGAACUCAUCCGUGAAGAGGCUGCUUGGCUGGCUGAAACUAAGCAGAAAGCUAAACGAGCAUCUGAGAAGGAGAAGAAGUCAAAGAAAAAACAGUCUAAACAGAAACGGAAUAUCCGGAAAGCAAAGGAUAAGGAGAGGGACAAAAAACCUGAUGUUAUGGUGCAAGGUAAGACUGAAGUUGAUGGUCCUGUUGAAGGAAAUAAAUAUGUGGCCGAGGUGCCAGGACAAGUACUUGGUAAAUCAGAUGUACUGGAAGAGAUUUCUGAUAUUUCUGAUUCUAUAGACUCUUUAAUUCAUCCUGAUUCAGAAGACACAACUUCAAGUCCUGUCAACUGGGAUACUGACACAUCAGAGGUGCAUCCAUCUGUGGAAGCUGGUUGCAGCGGGUUAAUUGGCCUUUCAGCUUCGCAGAAUGGGAUAGCAGGAAAGAUAAGUCCUUCCAUGAUGGAUGAUAGUUCAUCAACGUGUUCCACUGACUCAAUUGCUUCAGUAGUUAUUAAUGGAACCCAAAGAGCUUUUUCUUUGACACAGAAAAACCAGAUAUUACCUAGCAGAGGGAGGAAUGAACGAAGCAGGUCAACUUGUAAGGCAGCUGAUUGGGCUCGUGAAACAGUUGGUCAGAUGUCGGAUGUUGUUUCAGAUGAUGGUCAGCUAAGUGAUACAUCUGUAAGCUGUGGGGCAACAGGAUCUGAGUGUCAUGCUACUGCAUUUUUUUCAUGCGAGCAGCAAGCAACUAACAAGAAAGUAGCAGUUUUGCAGCAGAGAAAGCUAAUUGACGAUAGAGAGAGAUCUUCCAUGUUGAAGCCAAGUGUCCAGUCUCCUCCUACAAGCCCCCAAAAAAGUACAUUGUCUGCUGUUCAGUCAAAGGAAAAUUUGAAAAUCUCGGUCACUAGUGAUCCUAUCUUGGUCAAAAGUUCAUUUUCAGAUAGUCCUAAGCUGACUGAUAAAUCAGUUCCGGAGGUUAUCUCAGCUGAAACUUCCAUGAUGUUGAAGGCUGAUCCUCAUAAAGCUGUAAAGGUAAAAGCCUUGAAGAAGCCCUUGCUACAGCCUGCCUCAAUUACAACUGAGAAGUCCACGUCUAAACAAGCGACUACUUCUGCCAUAGCUGAAAGGUCCAUCUCUAGACAAGUGCCUGCCCAGUCGAGACCCUUGAGUGCUCCUUUAGUUACUGAACCUAGGCCUGCUGCCCCUGUUGUUUCCAUGGUUCAGGCAACACAAUUACUGCCUUGUUCAGUUAGUGCAGCUGGUCGAUUGGGCCCUGAUCCUUCACCAGCAACACAUAGUUAUGUUCCUCAGUCCUAUAGAAAUGCUAUUGUGGGAGGUCUUGAUUCUGGAAGCCCGGUUGGUUUUAGUCAGCCACAUUCUCCAAGUUCAACCAUUAAUUCACUACAUCCAUACUCUCAAGCACCUUCACUGACUUCUGGUUUAAUGUUGUCACCGGAGGCCCCGGAAAGAACAGAACAUAGUUCUGCUGGACCAAGCUUUUCUUAUGGAAUGGCAAAUGAGGAUACCUCGUGGAAUGGGCAGAAAUGGGAUAGCUCUGCAAGUUAUAGUAGGUCAAUAUCACAGUCUUCUGUCUUAAAUGACAUCCAGGAAUUUGAUAUGUUAAAGCCUGUAAACAGCAGGACCCAUGAUCAUCUUCCGUCUGAACUUCCAGCCUGCACUUCUGGUUGUCAGUCCCAGAGUGUAUUGGCAGAUGAAUUUCCACAUCUUGAUAUAAUCAAUGAGUUGCUGAACGAUGAGCAUGGAAUUGGAAGGGCUUCCGUACCAAACUCAGGCUGGCAAAGUAAUAGCAACCAUCUGAAUCGUCAGUUCAGUUAUCCGGGUGAUAUUAGCAUGGCAACUGAUCUAGACCCCUCUACACGCUCUUGUAGGUUUGAGCGAACAAGAAGUUAUCAUGACGAGUUGCAGCAUAACUAUUCUGGAGGCCUUUAUAAUAGUUAUAGGAAUAUGAUUCCGCAGCCUAAUCCACAAUUUGUAAAUGGGCAGAUUGAUCAGUUAGUUCAUGACCAGUGGCAAUUGAUGGGUUCUGAUCCAUCUUUUCUUGGAAUGAGAAAUGCUCAUACUGAUACUGGUUACCUGUAUCACGCCCCUGAUUAUCCAAACGUGGCGUGUGGCGUAAAUAGGUAUAGAGUAUUUAGGCCUUCAAAUGGGCUUUGAAAGCAAGUUAUUUAAGGUGGGAGCUUAGCCCCGAAACAUUUGAACUGUUCUCUGCCGUAAUGUGUCUUUAGAUUUGUUGGCGGGGUUUUAUCCCUUGUGUAAAGAGUGAUUCUGCUCUCAUAUUUGUUUUUUCUUUGGAAAACCCAUAUUGGCUAUGUUUUAAAAGUUGGUGCCUGGCGCCUAAUAUAUAUAAGCACAUUCUCGGUAA